UGAUUGGGGUCUAUAUCGUUGCCUCCUUUUCUUUGGGGGCGGAGUUGUUGGCGGUAAGCAGAGUAAAAAGGGAGAAAAAUACCACGACUUCCGUGUCUAAUUUUUCGCCGCCAAGCAAGCGUUACAAUAUUAAUUAAAAAUGAAUGAAAACUAAAUACUAUUGAAUAUGUCAUCAUUAUCAUUUUAAAAAUUUAAGUGACGGGUAAAAAUAGACUAUGACCGGAUUUUUAUGACCCUUUCAGUCAAAAUGACAGACAACGAAAAUGUCUAGCGCAACCUCUGCCUCCAACCAACGUGUAGCACAGCUGACUCACUGACACUGAGCAACAAACGACACAGGAGGUUUGAGCCUUGCAACUGCAAGCGAAGGAUUUCUCACGCAUUUUUUGGACAUAACAGCUAAUACUUUUCGGACGGUAUGACGGAAAUUUUUUGCAGUUUUGAAACCUUGACGUUUUCAUACCACGGUAUACCUUGAAACCGGUAAUAAUUUUUUAUCGUUUACCACACUGUUGUCACCGAGUUACAAAGUACUCAUAGACGAUUUGGGCAUGCUUCUGGUUUUAUACGUUUUAGGAUUUUGAACGGACGGAUCACUUCAAAUUUGCAUGUAAAAGAGAAGCAAAUAGUGAAUUGGGCAUUUGGACCUGCAUCAUAAAUCCAACUUAAGAAAAUCAGUCUUAGUCCUACUUACUUUUUGAGAGAGAUACAGUAGAUUGAGAGCUGCUCUACAGCAGCUGGACUGACACCCAUGUCUGUAAUCAUGGACUCCACUUCUGCUCUUUGGCCCUGUAACAAAACAUCCAGGCUGGAGACACCCCAGCAUCGUAAGCACAGAUCUGUGUGGUACUUGGAUUGAGUUGACGUUUAGUUACUUUUCAAAGGUUUUCACUUUUGUCCUCAGUCUACGGGCCUCGUCCUUGGCAGCUUGAACAUCAUCAUGCCGAGUCUCCAGAUAAGUCAUUUGUUUCUAUGAGGUAAUAAAAGCAACAUCAAAAACAUGUGGACAGUGUGAGAAUGCCGUUACAAAACAAGAUGCAUGCAUAUAAACGCCCAGGAUUGCAUACUCUGAGAGCAGAACACAGCAUGUCCUUCUCUGAAACCUCUUUCUUCUUACUGUCCAAUUCUUUCCUCUGCAUGUCCAAAGAGUCCUUCAACUCAUCCACUGUUCUCUGUUUGCUUCGACAAUCUUUCUCUGAAAAAGGCCAUAUUUGGUUCACUGGAAACCAUCAUUGAUUUAAUUAAAAAAAAGUUUUUUUUUACCUUUAGAGUUCAAAAGGGCCCUCAAUUUAUUAAGCUCAUUCUAAGGGAAAACACAUUAAAUGUCAAUGUUUUGGAGGAAAUCUUGAAACAUUCUUUCUGUAUCAUUGAUACCGCCAUGCUUUCCGGGUCUGCUGAUUGCGGUUCCUCUCCACCCAUGUCAAAGAAGAGCUUGGUGAUAAUGUGCCGGGUGCUAACCUACACAUAGGGAAGAAAGUAUUCUUGAUUAAAAUCAGCAUGUGCAACGAUAAGUGUUAAAAAUUGUGUAAAUCACCUGCUGCCGACAUUGUGGGCAUGUUUUUGUAGGACCUGUUUGAAACCAGCGAGUAAGGCUAGAAGAUGAGGGAAACAAUAUAAUUAGAACAAAUGAAAACACCGAAUAAUCGUUUUGUUAAGAUCACUUUACCAGUCAUUGUGAAAAGUGUGUCCACAGGGGAUAGCUGCAACAUCUUUGACGUGAUCGAAGAAAUCACAACAAAUUAUACAAUAUGCUCGAAUAGGCAUCUUAUUUCCUUUAAAAUCACCCUGUGAUGCAAACCAGAAACAACUUAUUACAGUAGGUCCUAAAACUGACGAACUCCCACAUGAGCUACGUCAAGCGUUAGCUAACAGUGUUUAACCUCAACGGAAGUUACCAUACCUACCAAAAGAUGACACUAUAUUAAUGUAAAGUCCACGGUAAUAAACGAAUGCCAUAUAUUAUGUGCAAUGUGUCAUUUGAUGUUUUUAAGCGCUAAGUUUCACUGUAGUUGGCUACUACAAUUUGCGACUACUAAAACUAGUGCAUUUUGUCCCCUCGCUCGAAGCAGAGCCGCUCUGUGUUCAAAAUACAAUGUAAACACGCCCUUAUGUUGCGUUCAAGGGCUGUCAGACAGCAAGACUUUUCAGCCGUUUAUUUGUAUUUACUAUAUGUCGUACGUGUCGUCCUCUAUUAUUUAUUCGUGAUUAAAAUUAACAUCGGCGUUUUUUUCUGCCUAAUUAGAAUACAUUGAGGGAAAGCUUUUUGUAAAUACUUAAAAUGAGGAAAUUUUCAUAAUCCCCACAAUUCCCACUUCCGCAUCCAUCGUCGUCGUAAUGGGUAGAUCUCGUUUCGCUUAGCAGGAAUAGGGUGAAUGUUACAAAUGAGAUUGGCCCAAUGUUUACGUUUCACAUGCAGGAAGCAGCUGAAGAGACGAUUCCACCAUUAUCAAGUAGAAGACAGAUGUGUCCCUAGCUGAAGACAAUUCUGGAAAUGAAAGGUGUGUGUACGUGCUUUCCGUAGUAGCGAUGGAAGGGAAACGCGAGAAACCUACUGUGCCAUGGGAGAAUGGUACCCUGACACCUGUGCAUCGUCUUAGCACUGAGAGAGCUGACAGUCCCACACCAGGUCUAGUGGAGGGAACAGAACCGGGUGCUGGGCAGAAAAAUGCAAUGUUUGUCCUUGCACAGUCCUUUGAAUAUCUGAACGCUGAGGAUGAAGAGGAGGCAGAGUUGCUCAAAUCCCGAGAGAGUGCCGAGGAUAUCAGCGAACUGGUGGAAGAGAAAAGAGAGGAGCAACACGAUAUCCCAUCAGACUGCAGAAACAAAGACGAGGACGUGUCCAGCAAUGCAUGGAGGAGCCACAAAAAGCACAUGUUUGUGCUGAGCGAGGCAGGAAAGCCAAUUUACACCCGUUAUGGCACGGAGGAGGCUCUGUCCAGCACCAUGGGUGUUAUGAUGGCUCUCGUGUCUUUUGUUGAGGCUGAGAACAACAUCAUCCGAUCCAUCCAUGCAGAUGGAUGUAAAGUGGUUUUUCUGACCAAGAGUCCACUAGUUCUGGUUGGUGUGUCCCGUACGUGUCAGUCAGACAAAGAGCUGCUGAGGGAGCUGCAAUAUGUCUAUUAUCAGAUUGUGAGCCUGCUCACCCUCACCCAGCUCAACCACAUCUUCCAGCACAAGCAAAACUAUGACUUACGGCGCCUUCUGGCUGGUUCCGAGUAUCUCACUGAUAACCUUCUGCAUCGGCUGGACCGCGACCCUGGCCUGCUGCUCAGCGCUGUCACCUGCCUGCCUCUUGCCAGCUCCUCCAGGGAUGUCAUUUCGUCAAGCCUGCAAGCGGCUAAAUCCAAAAACCUUGUGUUCUCCAUUCUGCUGGCAGGAGACCGCCUGGUUACGCUGGUUAGGAAAAAGGACCAGUUUCUGCACCACAUAGACCUGCACUUGGUGUUCAAUCUCGUUGGCUCCUCUACAUCUUUUCGAGAGGGUGAAGGCUGGACGCCCAUCUGUUUGCCAAAGUUCAAUACUGCAGGAUUUUUCCAUGCUCACAUUUCCUAUUUGGAACCUGCGUCGGAGCUGUGCCUUAUCCUGGUCUCAACUGACCGAGAGGACUUUUUUAACAUGUCUGAUUGCAAGCAAAAGUUUCUUGAGAGGCUGAGUAAGCGCAGUGCCUAUCAAGCCCUGAAGGAGGCGUUGAAGUCUCGUAGCUACUCUGUGGCUCAAGUUGGCAUCCCUGAACUCCGGCACUUCCUGUACAAAUCAAAGAGCUCUGGCUUGUACACCAGUCCAGAGUUUCCUUUAGUGUACCAGUCAAAUGAAGAACAGGAGAGGCUAAUGGGUUUGUACCAGGACCUUCACAGUUAUGUGCACCAUCCAACCAGACCCUUACGCUCUUUCUACCGCUGUGGUGAAACUGAAAACAUGAUGGCAUGGGUGACCAGUGGCUUUGAGCUUUACCUAUGCUUCAGUCCCCUGGGCACAAAGGCGUUGGCUGUUUCUGCUAUCAACAAACUACUGAAGUGGAUCAGGAAGGAGGAGGAUCGUCUCUUUAUUCUGAGUCAUCUUACUUAUUGACGUGUCCCUACAAAGAGCCUAAAUAUGUUUAACUGGAAUUAUGCCUGCAUUUAGUGUCAAUGCUAUGCACAUCUACUAGUAGUUUUCUCUAAUGGUUAAGGCAGGUAUUGUAUAAAAGUCAAAUACAAAAGUAUUUUUUUAGCCAUGUGCUCUUUUUUAAUACAUGUACUGUAGUUGGGAGAGUUCCAGCUAAAAGCAGCAACUGCGCACGGUCUUAAAUCUCCUAGAUGACAUUUAUAUGCUGUUAAAAUGUUUUUUUAAUUAAUGUACCUUCGGGUAAACAUCAGCAAUAACUGGAAUUCUGCUAAGAGCCAUGCGGUAAUGUAAAGUGACUACAUUCCUGGUAUUGUCUGUACAUGAUGACCAUUAAUUGCAGGGACCAUUGUGAUAAUUCAACUUUACUAUAGUCACAAGCAUAAAAAGACACUCCAAAGAGAAAUGCCAUGGAUUACGUUUGUGUUCUGUAUAAACUUCCAUCUUUAAUGUAAGUAUAUCAUAUUUUUGUGUGUUUUAAUUUAAAUACCACUGCACUUAUGUAUUGAUCGUUGCUUUAAUCAGUUUGUAUUUCAUUAAAUUAAUCGGUCCGCGAGGUCACUUUGCUUCUGUCUACCCGCAUUUUAUGCUUAUGCUGCACUGCCACUACAGUUUAAAUCCAAUAAUGCAGUACAGUACAUACCGGUAUAUAGAAAAUAAACUGCAUAUUAAUAAAAGUAUUAAAAAACAGAAAAGACUCGACCUCGAGUUGCACUGAACACUAAAACUUAAUUUUAGGUGUCUUUUUGCCAAUUUAUUUGAUUUUCCUACCCGGGUACCAUUAUUGUACAGUUGUGCAUACCUGCAGUAAACAUGCUGCCCUGUUUCCUAAACAAGAUCAAUGUAAAGGAAAGGAAAAACUUAUUGUACAGUAGGCAGAGUCUCUACUGACAUUAGAACAUGUAGCUCAUUAUCUUGGUAAAUGGUUACGUUUGCUGUGCCAUUGGAUGCCAUUGACUGUUGGCAGCAAAUGAUUACAGCUAGUGCCAACCCUCCUAUGUAGUUCUAUCCAGGUUGGGCAUUCGUCCUGCGUUACGCAGGACAGUACAUCAUUUAAAUGCCUUGUCCUGCAACCUACGCAGACUUAAGCAGGACACUUACUGUAUUUGUCCUCCUUUUUGGAGUUGGACCUGAAGACAGCUACAGGUAUUCAAUGUCAAGCACUUAGAAUAGUGCUGUUUUACCUUAACAUCUGAGAUGCUAUCAACUCCUAAGUGGUAAUGGCACAGUCAUUUUUGAGUCAUUUUUUGUUAUCAGCGCUACAUUUAAUAAAAGUAUUGGUAAGACUAAUUCCAUUGAUGUUGUCUGCGUUAGCACAGUAGCGGUUAACUACUGUCUACAUUAGAAUUGGCAGUAGUUGUCGGUGGACUCUUGUCUUUUUGAAAAUAAUGUAAUGUAAAUAUCGUGAAAUAUUUUUUCUGCUCAAUAUAUUAAAAAAAUUGAGCCGUGCUGUGUUUUAAUCAUUUUCUAUUUUUUUAUACACACCUGUUGAAACUGAUUUUCCUAACUACUAGGCUUACAGUUUAAAGUUCUAUUAA
Molecule: messenger RNA, 5639 nt
Organism: Corythoichthys intestinalis (scribbled pipefish)
Lineage: Eukaryota; Metazoa; Chordata; Actinopteri; Syngnathiformes; Syngnathidae
Gene: mon1a
Product: MON1 secretory trafficking family member A
Exons: 6
Coding region: 2527-4068 (513 amino acids)
Biological process (GO): vesicle-mediated transport; protein targeting to vacuole
Cellular component (GO): Mon1-Ccz1 complex
Source: RefSeq, a predicted model, not a curated record